Theobroma cacao (cacao) is the source of this 3772-nucleotide messenger RNA. Its product is annotated as receptor protein kinase TMK1-like. The record is from RefSeq and is a predicted model, not a curated record. Gene Ontology annotation, molecular function: protein binding; ATP binding; protein kinase activity. Gene Ontology annotation, biological process: protein phosphorylation. Lineage: Eukaryota; Viridiplantae; Streptophyta; Magnoliopsida; Malvales; Malvaceae.
UUUUAUGUACAUCAUCUGUGUCGGUCACUGGGUCUCUCCCAGCUCUGAUGCCACAUUUCAAGGGCAAAAACCUUCAUCUUCACCAACCCAAAAUUAAUGAAAAAACAACAAAAAGGAAGAGAAAGCAAGUGAAAGAGAGAGAGUGAGACACUUUCCUUUUUACUGGUAAUAAAUCUUGCUCGGCUUUUGAGGGUCCAAAUGAUCUCACUCAACAAAACCACAACAUAAUCUCUUUCCCUUACACUUCCCCGUCUCUUUCUUCACCUGGGUUUUAUUUUAAAAAAACAUCCAUUGUGUUAAAUCUGGGUUUUUUUCAACCUUCAGUACCAAGCUACUCUCUCUCUUUCUUGUUUGUGAACUUAGCUUAUCAGUUCCAGAUUCUGUCUUUCUGAGUCUUUUUUUAAACACAAUUAUGAAUCGGUGUCUUGUCUUUUGCUUCUGCAAAUGUCAUAACUGUUAAAAUUCUCAUGUUGGUUUUUGAAACUGCAUUGGAGUUUGUUAAGUUCUUUUCUCCUGUUUCUUCUUUGGAAAAGGAACAACCUUUGCCAUGGAAUGUGAUCCUCAAAGGUUCUGUCUUGGUGUUUUGUUUUGUUUCUUUACACUAGUUUAUAGUGCUACAGAUCCCAAUGACUUGAAAAUCUUGAAUGAUUUCAAGAAAGGAUUGGAUAAUCCAGAGCUACUUAAGUGGCCUGAUAAUGGAGAUGAUCCCUGUGGUCCGCCUCCUUGGCCUCACGUCUUCUGCUCUGGUGAUAGAGUUUCUCAAAUUCAGGUCCAAAAUCUUGGUCUCAGUGGACCUCUUCCUCAAAACCUCAACCAGCUUACAAAGCUCUUUAAUUUGGGGCUUCAAAAGAAUCACUUUAAUGGCAAAGUACCAACCUUCAGUGGUUUAUCAGAGUUAGAGUUUGCUUACUUGGAUAACAAUGAAUUUGAUACUAUUCCAGCUGAUUUUUUUGAUGGGCUUAGCAUUGUACGUGUCUUGGCUUUGGAUUAUAACCCGUUCAAUAAGAGUACUGGAUGGUCUAUUCCUAAGGAAUUGGAAAAUUCAGUUCAAUUGACAAACCUUUCUUUGGUUAACUGCAAUGUGGUUGGACCAUUGCCUGAUUUUCUAGGGAAGUUGCCAUCUCUUGUAGCACUGAAACUUUCUUAUAACAGAUUGUCUGGUGAGAUUCCGGCGAGUUUUGGAGAGUCUCUGAUGCAGAUUUUGUGGUUGAAUGAUCAAGAUGGUGGAGGGAUGACUGGUCCUAUUGAUGUGGUUGCCAAAAUGGUGUCUUUGACACAGCUUUGGCUUCAUGGGAAUCAGUUCACAGGGACAAUCCCAGAGAAUAUUGGGAAUUUGACUUCUUUGAAGGAUCUCAAUCUCAAUAGAAACCAGCUUGUUGGUUUGAUUCCUGAGAGCCUGGCCAAUAUGGAGCUGGAUAACUUGGUCUUGAACAAUAAUCAGCUGAUGGGUCCGAUACCAAAGUUUAAGGCUGGUAAUAUCUCUUAUGCUUCCAAUUCAUUUUGUCAAUCUGAACCUGGGAUUUCAUGUGCCCCAGAAGUUACUGCACUUUUGGGUUUUCUUAGUGGUAUGACUUACCCUUUAAAUCUUGCUUUUCAAUGGUCUGGUAACGAACCCUGUGCUGGGCCGUGGAUGGGAUUGAGUUGCAAUCCAAAAUCUCAGGUUUCUAUUAUCAAUUUGCCUAGACAUAACCUUAGUGGUACACUUAGUCCGGCAGUUGCUAAGUUAGAUUCAUUGAUUGAAAUUAGGCUGGGGGGAAACAGCAUACACGGUACUGUUCCUGACAACUUUACUGAACUCGAAAGUUUGAGAACAUUGGAUCUAAGUGGAAACAAUCUUGAGCCUCCAUUCCCCAAAUUUCGGGACAGCGUGAAGGUUGUCAUCGAAGGAAAUCCUCUGUUGACUGCUAAUCAGACAAAGGAACCUGCUUCCCCUACUGGCAGUCCACCUCCUGCAAGUUCAGAAUCUCCACCAAACGAUCAAUCAGGUGAUACAGAGUCACCACCAUCCAGCAGAUCACCAUCCCCGGAUAGAGAUAAGAAUUCUCAUUCAUCUACUGCUACUGCCAAACAAGUUGAAUCCCAAUCCAAUGGUUUCCAAAGAUUCAAACUGGUAAUUGUGGCUGGAAGUGCAGCUAUUGCUAUCAUGGUUCUCCUAGUGAUUCUAUUUUCUAUAUGCUGUUGUAAGAAGAGAAAAAGAGCUUCUGAGGCUUCUAGUUCCAUAGUGGUUCAUCCUAAAGACCCAUCAGAUCCUGAAAACAUGGUAAAGAUAGCAGUUUCCAAUAACACCACUGGAAGCUUAUUUAGUAAAACUGCAACAAGUUCUGGGAGUAGUAAUAGCAGUGCAACACAAAAUUCUCAUGUCAUUGAGGCUGGAAACUUGGUCAUAUCUGUUCAAGUACUCCGAAAAGGGACCAAGGACUUUGCUCAAGAAAAUGAGCUUGGCCGUGGUGGGUUUGGGACUGUUUACAAGGGUGAACUGGAAGAUGGAACAAAACUAGCUGUUAAGAGGAUGGAGGCUGGGGUUAUAAGCAGUAAAGCAUUGGAUGAAUUUCAGUCUGAAAUUGCUGUACUUUCUAAGGUCCGGCAUCGGCAUCUGGUUUCUCUUUUGGGUUAUUCUAUUGAAGGCAAUGAGAGGCUUCUAGUCUAUGAGUAUAUGCCUCAGGGUGCUCUGAGCAAGCAUCUGUUCCAUUGGAAGAACCUGAAAUUGGAACCUCUAUCUUGGAGAAGAAGGCUCACUAUUGCAUUGGAUGUUGCUAGAGGAAUGGAAUAUCUGCAUAACUUGGCCCGACAAACUUUUAUACACAGAGAUCUCAAGUCUUCCAACAUCCUUCUAGAUGAUGACUUUCGAGCAAAAGUUUCAGAUUUUGGGUUGGUGAAACUUGCACCUGAUGGAGAGAAGUCUGUGGCAACUAGGCUUGCUGGAACAUUUGGAUACCUAGCACCUGAAUAUGCUGUGAUGGGGAAAAUCACUACUAAAGUUGAUGUCUUCAGCUAUGGGGUUGUGUUGAUGGAGCUACUGACUGGAUUGACAGCACUUGAUGAGGACCGCUCGGAGGAAAGCCGUUACUUGGCUGAGUGGUUUUGGCGAAUCAAAUCAAACAAGGAGAAGCUUAUGGCUGCAAUUGAUCCAGCCCUUGAAGUGAAUGAUGAAACCUAUGAGAGCAUUGCCACCAUAGCUGAACUAGCUGGGCACUGCACUGCGAGGGAGCCUUAUCAUCGGCCUGACAUGGGCCAUGCAGUGAAUGUGCUGGCACCCCUAGUUGAGAUGUGGAAACCAGUUCAUGAUGAAUCAGAGUGUCAUUCAGGCAUUGAUUACAGCCAGCCACUUUCCCAAAUGUUGAAAGUUUGGCAGGCAGCAGAAAGCCAAGGCCUGAGCUAUGCAAGUCUGGAUGAUAGCAAAGGAAGUAUUCCAGCGAAGCCUACUGGAUUUGCAGACUCCUUCACAUCUGCUGAUGGUCGAUGAUGGAAGGUAAGCCUACAGCAAGGAAUAAGUUGACCAAUCUGGUUGCCAGUGAUAUGUUUCAGUGCUCUGGGAUACCAUGUCAAACAUCUUCUUUAGAUUGUUGCAUAUGGUACAAGUAAUUUACUUUCGUUUUGUUGAGGCAUGGAACAUGUCUUGUGUACGGUGGUGUAGAUAGAGAGACACUGGUUUCAAUAUUGCUUCAUUAUUCCUUAGGCUGUGUGUCAGUUAUAUUUUUUGUUGCAGUGUAAAGAAUUGAUGCCAUUUGAAGCAAAGUCAAUUUCAGGUCACAGGUACUUCUUGAUUUCAUAA